AUUAAAAAAAACAAUGCAUUAAUUAGUUUGGUAGUAUUGAUAAGAUUUUUGCCUGGCUCUGGCUAUUAGUAUCUGGUCAAGGAUAUUGACAGCUAUGGUAGACUUAGAAGUUAGAGCCAAAAUGCAGGAAACCAAUCAUCCAGAGUUCUCUAACGUUUCAGAUCAAAGCAUACCAACUUUUCCUCCCGUUUCAGCUGAUCAGAAAGGCAUUCCCCGUUUAGGCUUGGGAACAGCGUCCGAGGGCCCUCUUGGUGCCUCCGUCGAAAUCGUGAAAGAAGCCAUUCUCCAAGCAAUCAAACAUGGCUACCGUCACUUUGAUACGGCUCCUAUUUACCAAACCGAGAAGCUUUUAGGCGAAGCAAUAUCAGAUGCUCUUCGACUAGGGUUAAUCAAAUCCCGAGAUGAACUGUUUAUCACUUCCAAGCUAUGGUGCAGCGAUGCGCACCAUGACCGUGUCCUCCCAGCACUCCAAAAAACACUCAAUAAUCUGAAGCUGGAGUACCUUGAUUUGUAUCUUAUUCACUGGCCUGUGAGCGUGAGGUCAGGUGAUCAAUAUGAGUUGCCUAUUAAGAAGGAAGACAUUGUUCCUAUAGAUCCAAAAUCUGUAUGGGAAGCAAUGGAGCAGUGUGAAGAGCUUGGCCUAACAAAAUCGAUAGGAGUAAGCAACUUUUCAUGCAAGAAACUCCAAACUAUCCUUUCCACCGCCAAAAUCCCACCUGUGGUGAACCAAGUGGAGAUGAACCCAAUGUGGCAGCAAAAGAAACUGAGAAAGUUCUGCGAGGAGAAGGGAAUACGUAUCAUGGCUUACUCUCCUUUGGGGGCAGCAAAUCGGGUCAUGGAAUGUGAGCUACUCAAAGAAAUUGCCCAAGCCAAGGGAAAAUCAAUUGCUCAGGUUUGUUUGAGAUGGGCAUACGAAGAAGGAGUAUGUGUACUUGUAAAGAGCUUCAAUAAGGAAAGGAUGAAAGAGAACCUUGAUAUUUUUAAUUGGAAGCUGAGCCGUGAGGAGUCACACAAAAUAAGCCUACUUCCACAGCGCAAAGGAUUUACAGGUGAGGGAUUUAUCUCAGAUGAUGGUCCUUACAAGUCUCUUGAACAGCUUUGGGAUGGAGAGAUUUGAUUAUCUUGGAUUGGAAAUAAACGAAUUGGAUAUUUAGUUCCUAGUUGGUUAGUAUCCAAUAUGAAGAAUGAGAAUUAUUAUUCUUAGGAAACUUCACAGUUAUCCAAGUUCUUGAGGCAACUUAUCAGGUUUACAAUUUACAAAACUUGGAAAUUAUGGAAUCUGUUGGUAUCAAUAAAUGGAUUUUUAUGCAACUUGAGUUGUCUCUAGAGUCGAAUAUAUUCUAUAAUCUUUGUUUGACAGACCACUUGUUGAGUAUAAUAUCUCGAGAGUGAAAUUUAUCCUACUCAUUUUUUUAUAUUCAAGGUUGUCAAGAUUUGGAUUUUGAUUACUGAACUCCAGAGUUCACUAUAACACCAAAUUACGCAACUGUUAGCCUACUCAUUUUGCUACUAAACCUAGUAUUUUCAAAUUAGUG
Molecule: messenger RNA, 1535 nt
Organism: Durio zibethinus
Lineage: Eukaryota; Viridiplantae; Streptophyta; Magnoliopsida; Malvales; Malvaceae
Product: deoxymugineic acid synthase 1-B-like
Molecular function (GO): oxidoreductase activity, acting on the CH-OH group of donors, NAD or NADP as acceptor
Source: RefSeq, a predicted model, not a curated record